Mucor mucedo is the source of this 1104-nucleotide messenger RNA. RefSeq lists its product as uncharacterized. The record is from RefSeq and is a predicted model, not a curated record. The coding region runs from base 403 to 930 and encodes 175 amino acids. The transcript has 2 exons. NCBI's taxonomy places the organism in Eukaryota, Fungi, Mucoromycota, Mucoromycetes, Mucorales, Mucoraceae.
UUAAACAAAAUGCAAAUGGAGGUGUUUAAAUUUUCUACUUAUGAUACACCACCACUUAACUAUGUGCUCUACCUUAUUGAAUCUGACUUUUAUAUCCAUUGUUUUAUAAAAUACACUACAACAUCCUUUAUUUGCAAAAGUAAGGAGUGUUUAAAUAUCCCGGAAUAAAUCGAAUAAAAGCCUGAAUAGUUCAAUAAAAUCCGUCAAGAACGCGAAUAAAUUGACUGCCUCUGUCACGGGUAUGGUAGAAAUAAAGAAUUAAUUGACUGUACAGACCCUUCAUACCGGGACUUGACAGUUUUUAUCAACAACUUCGCCACAAAUUAUUAUUACAGCGCAACAUUUACACCGACAAAGUUGGAGUACACGAGCUUAAUUAUUAUUUUUCCUCUUUCUGUUUUCAUGAUACAACACACAGCACUUCCGGGAACUUAUCCCGCAACUCAAAUGAAGACGAUGAACGAAGCAAAGCAAAAGCUGGGAUUCAAAUCCAGAAUUUACAAACUUAAAACAUAUUUCCACAAAGAACAAAAUGUCAUUGCUGUAGAAAAACACGGCAAAACAUCGAAAUGGACAAAACCUUGGGUCAAGAAAUCAACACAAGUCUCAACGAGUAAUACAGUUGCCAUUGGAACAGUAUUCUCACUUAAUGUUCCCAUUACGAUUUCAAACACGACAACUCACUACAAUACAAAAACUGAAGGCUCCACGAGUACGGGGAAUACUUCUGUCGUUCAACAACUGGUUAUUUUACCACCAAUACAAAUAUACGGGUUUAUGUUUCUUGUAGCUUUUUUCUUAUUCGUGAUCACUUUUGCAUUACUACAAGUUCAUCGCACCAUUUCAAUUAUUGAAUUGGCUGUAGACGGCAUCACAUAUACUCUAGUGAACUUUGUUGGUCUACUUUCAAUUUUAAAAUCUUGGGUUUGAUAAAUAAAUCCAGAUCCUAUAUAUAUACAAUCAUUUUGAUAAGCAGCAUUGACGAAAGCAUAAAGUUUUAUUUAGACCUUGUUGUAAUUAUAAGUAAAAAAAAAAAAAAAAAUCCUGUGGCAUUACAAAAGGUCAAUAAAGAAACUAAAUGGGUAUCAAUGCUUUAUUUUCCCG